Archocentrus centrarchus (flier cichlid) is the source of this 1029-nucleotide messenger RNA. It is a transcript of the gene brk1, whose product is annotated as BRICK1 subunit of SCAR/WAVE actin nucleating complex. The transcript has 3 exons. Gene Ontology annotation, molecular function: protein-containing complex binding. NCBI's taxonomy places the organism in Eukaryota, Metazoa, Chordata, Actinopteri, Cichliformes, Cichlidae. Gene Ontology annotation, cellular component: SCAR complex. Gene Ontology annotation, biological process: regulation of actin polymerization or depolymerization; actin filament organization; cell motility. The coding region runs from base 71 to 298 and encodes 75 amino acids. The record is from RefSeq and is a predicted model, not a curated record.
UUCCACGCGAUACUUUCCGGUACUUCCUGGAUGAAAGCAGGGGGAUACGCCGAGCUGCAAGUCGUCCAACAUGGCUGGCCAGGAAGAUCCAGUGCAAAGAGAGAUUCACCAAGACUGGGCGAAUCGAGAGUACAUAGAAGUAAUUACGAGCAGCAUCAAGAAGAUCGCCGACUUUCUUAACUCGUUUGAUAUGUCGUGUCGAUCCCGUUUGGCCACCCUGAACGAGAAGCUGACAGCGCUGGAGAGGAGGAUUGAAUAUAUUGAGGCAAGGGUGACAAAAGGAGAAACCCUGACCUAGAACUGACCAUGGAAAUUCAUAACAUCUCCAACCUACCUGCCCAUCCCUCACCCUCAAUUUUUGGACUAAGUGUGAUGGACUCCACCCUCCUAUUUUGGGACCAUGUGGACCGUUUCUUCUUUUUGUUCUUCUUCUUCUUUUAAUAUAUAUCUUAUGGCUGGGCUUUGUAUUGUUUUAUCUCAUGAUGCAUUUGUACAGAAGACGUGUGUCUGACUUGGCUGCCAUUGCCUCGAGCAUCAUUAAUAUAUAUUACAAAACUAAGCUCCAUAAGUAUUGGUUUCAAAAAUAAGCUGGAGCUCAGUUGUGAAUUAUACAUUUUGUAUCACUGCAGUUUGACCAUCUGUGUUGUGUCCAAAUGAAAGAUGUAUCAAAAGAGAAACAUUUGUCUGUGCCAAGUUGAACAAUUAUUGCAUAGUUACACUGAUUAAGGGCCUCGUUGUACAGUAUUUGGUGAUGUUUCAGAAUUUAAAUACUGUAAUAAAUUACCUUAAAUCACAUUGUAGCUGAACUUACUCAACUUUAGUCACCAAUUAUGUUGCUAUGUUGACAGUGAGUCCAGUUAUAACUAUUCAGAGUAAUCAGACCGACAGGCGCACAACGUGUAAGCAAACCAGUGCUGUAUACAGCUUAUUAAAUAGGUCAGAGUGCUGUUGUAUGCAGGUUUUGGUACACUUAGUAGAAUCCAUUGCAGAUGGCGUUAAUGUUGAACAAAUGUUUUAUGACUAAUAAAU